This is a messenger RNA of Psilocybe cubensis, 825 nucleotides long. RefSeq lists its product as uncharacterized. Lineage: Eukaryota; Fungi; Basidiomycota; Agaricomycetes; Agaricales; Agrocybaceae. The record is from RefSeq and is a predicted model, not a curated record. The transcript has 6 exons. The coding region runs from base 1 to 825 and encodes 274 amino acids.
AUGAUGUUUACUGCGACACUGGGCCCUCUUAUUGCGCCCACACUGGAAAGGCGCUUCCCCCCGUCAGCCAGACACGGCACAAUCUAUCCUGCCCCAAAGCAUAGCGAGGGUGCAGAAGGUGCAACUAAAGGAGGACUCGUCACGGCGUUCUCGAAAUUCUACACCGACAAUGUGUUGUUUCCGCUUAUAGUGAGCGUACUGCCUUGGGAGGCCUCCCCUCCAGCGUUCAUCGAAGAUCGCGCCAAGCUCCUCGGUAGACCCAUAAAUUUGGAACAAUUUGCAGAAGGCAGACCAAGCUCGAUUUCCCUAUUUUCCUCGCAUUUGCUUCUCCUGGAAGAGCAGCUAAGUGACUCCCGCGAAUGGCUUUCGGACACAAAGGCUUUAAGCCUCACCGACAUAUCCGUACACUUCCUUCUCGCCUGGGGCAGAAGGAUGCCUACCGUCGCAUCCCUAUUCGACGAGUCGCGCUUCCCACUCACUAUCGCUUGGCUCGAUCGCGUGUCUGCAGCAAUAACUGCUCUUAAAGCAACGCAGACCCCUCCGUCCAAGCUCUCCGGGGAGACAGCAGCGCGAAAGAUCGUAUCCGCGCCGCACGAGCCAUACGACGUCGUCGGCUUCGACACCAUCGAGGCAACGCGCUUGGGCGUGGGACUUGGAGACACGGUACAGGUCGCUCCAGACGAUUACGGGAAGGAUUAUCCGACAAACGGUAAACUCGUCGCGCUGAGUCGUAGUGAAUUGACUUUGGAGGUUCAGGGUUCCGAAGGCCUCCUACGCUGUCACUUCCCCCGCCUUGGGUACGUUGUUAAGCGUGCCUCUGUUUGA